AUGAAACGUUUUCUAACAAUUGAACAAGCGCUUGCUCAACUUUUUGAAGAGGAACCAAUUGAAGAAAGAGAUAUGGUUAUAAUUCCGCCAAACCCCUCUGCAGUUAGUGAUGAAGAAGAUUUCGAUGAAAAUGACUUAACAAAUGUCGGAGUUUUGCCUUCAGAUACAGCUGGAGAAUUGGAGAUUCAUAAUUCAGUUGAUGACGACCUUCCAGAACCAUAUUCUACAAGAAGCUAUUCUCGAAUUUCUCACAAUUUAAAAUGGAGAAAAACGGAUGCAAUAUAUUCUUCAAGCCCUUUCAAUGGAGAAAAGGAAGAUGUAAUAAAACUUGAAAAUGAUUUACAUGGUAAAAGUCCAUCAGAUAUAUUUUGUUUAAUUUUCGACGAAGACUUAUAUUCCCUAAUUGUAGAACAAAGUAAUAUUUAUGCUAAACAAAUGAAUAGACCUAACAUAUGCAUAACCAUCCAAGAUAUUCAGAGAUUUAUUGGAAUUCUAUUAUUUACUGGAUAUCAUUCUCUCCCACAAGAAAGAAUGUACUGGUCUAAUGACAGCGAUAUUUCUAUUCCAAUAAUCCGGGAUACAAUGACCCAAUUACAAUUUCGAAAUUUGAAAUAUAAUAUCCAUUUGGCAGACAAUACUAAAAUAGAUAUACAUGAUAGAUUUUAUAAAGUUAGGCCUUACAUUAAUAUAUUGAAUAAUAAAUUUCAGCAAUUCGGAAUUUUUAAACAUCAUUUAUCAAUAGAUGAACAGAUGAUACCAUAUCGAGGAAGACAUUCUUGCAAAAUGUUCAUAAAAGGAAAACCAAUUAGAUUCGGAUACAAGUCUUGGAUAUUGGCCUCUUCCGACGGUUACGUAUUCUCAUUUGAUAUAUAUCAAGGAAAAAGCGAAAAUAAAUAUGAAUAUGGAUUAGGUGGAAAUGUAUCAUAA
Gordionus sp. m RMFG-2023 is the source of this 927-nucleotide messenger RNA. Its product is annotated as piggyBac transposable element-derived protein 3-like. The record is from RefSeq and is a predicted model, not a curated record. The transcript has a single exon. Bases 1 to 927 code for a protein of 308 amino acids. Gene Ontology annotation, molecular function: sequence-specific DNA binding. NCBI's taxonomy places the organism in Eukaryota, Metazoa, Nematomorpha, Gordioida, Chordodea, Parachordodidae.